Messenger RNA from Drosophila ficusphila, 1007 nucleotides. It is a transcript of the gene Naxe, whose product is annotated as NAD(P)H-hydrate epimerase. NCBI's taxonomy places the organism in Eukaryota, Metazoa, Arthropoda, Insecta, Diptera, Drosophilidae. Gene Ontology annotation, molecular function: NAD(P)HX epimerase activity. Bases 120 to 956 code for a protein of 278 amino acids. The record is from RefSeq and is a predicted model, not a curated record. The transcript is spliced from 2 exons. Gene Ontology annotation, cellular component: mitochondrion.
GAGAAACAAAUUUUCAUUGGCCUGGCAACCCUGAUUUCAGCUGUCUGUAAAGUUUUGCCCAAAAAUAUUUCAAAACAUUUUUUCCCCAGGAAAAUACGGGCAACUUUGAGCCGGAAUCUAUGAGCUUGCUUCACCGGCACUUUGGCGCGUCCUUGAAGGGCAUUUCCCGCAUUUUUCACCCACUCUUAAUAUCAAAAAACAACCAACAACUAAGACAUCCCUUUGAAACAAAGCGAUUUUUCGCCGGCAAAAAGAUGGAUUUAAAGGAGCUCAAGUACCUUAAUCAAAAGGAGGCCAUCGACGUGGACCAGGAGCUCUUCACGGAGUAUAAGUUCAGUGUGGAUCAGCUGAUGGAGCUGGCGGGAUUGAGUUGUGCUCAUGCGGUGGCCAAAUGUUUUCCUGCGGAGAAGCAUCCAAGAAUCCUGGUUUGCUGUGGUCCUGGAAACAAUGGAGGCGAUGGACUGGUGGCCGCCAGGCACCUCUCCCUAAUGGGCUACACACCCACCAUUUACUACCCAAAGCCCACGGCGAAGCCGCUGUUCGAGAACCUCAGCCAUCAGUGCCAAUUGAUGGAGAUUCCCAGCGUGAAGGAGUGUCCUUCGGUGGAAUGUGCCUCUGGUAGCUACGACCUCAUCCUGGACGCCCUCUUCGGGUUCAGCUUUAAGCCACCGGUUCGCGCGGAUUUCGCUGCCGUCGUGGAACUGAUGCAGCAGACAAAACUUCCAAUUGCCAGCGUGGAUAUUCCAAGCGGUUGGGACGUUGAGAAGGGAAAGGUGACUGAAUGCGAUCUGGAGCCGAGUCUUCUUAUUUCCCUGACUGCUCCGAAGCUUUGUGCCCGUCACUUCCGUGGAGAACAUCACUAUUUGGGCGGCAGAUUCGUUCCGCCCGCACUGCAACGCAAAUACGAACUGAAUCUGCCCGCUUAUCCAGGCAACGAACUCUGCGUCAAGCUGUGAUUUAUAAAUUUAUACGAUGUCCAAAUAAAUAAUGGACUCUAAAAUUACGAA